This is a messenger RNA of Cucurbita pepo subsp. pepo (vegetable marrow), 1948 nucleotides long. The record is from RefSeq and is a predicted model, not a curated record. Lineage: Eukaryota; Viridiplantae; Streptophyta; Magnoliopsida; Cucurbitales; Cucurbitaceae.
AAACAGCUCUAAAUCCGCCACGCGUUCAUCACACCGCCGGUAGUCGCAUCCGCUUCUUAUGGGUACCGCCAAAACAUAAUCCCUUUUCAUCACAGCGUCUUCUUUCCGCCACCCCAAAAUUAUUAUGUUACCCAAAAGAAAUUUGAUCCCCACAGCCCAAACCCAUUAGCCACCACCACCAUUUUUACUCAUUCCAAUCCCUAAAACCCACCAUUGUUUGUCUCUCAGAUCUGAACUAUGGAUGAGAAGCUGAUACAGCGAUUGGAGUCCGCUGUGGCUCGGCUUGAGUCGUUCUCCACUGGGUUCCGGCACGGCGGUGCACCGGAGAGUGAUGAGGUUACAGUGUCCGAUCCUUCGAUUCUUGCUUUUGACGAUUUCAUGGGACAGUACGUUGCGAGAGUUUCAAGCGCCGCGGAGAAGAUUGGGGGACAGGUUCUUGAGGCCACUAAGAUUUUGAAUGAGGCAUUUUCUGUUCAGAGGGAGCUUCUUGUUAAGGUUAAGCAAACUCAGAAACCCGACCUCGCGGGCUUGGCUGAAUUUUUGAAGCCAUUGAACGAAGUUAUUAACAAAGCAAAUGCACUUACAGAGGGUAGGAGAUCUAAUUUCUUCAACCAUUUGAAAACUGCAGCUGAUAGUCUAUCUGCUUUAGCUUGGAUUGCAUUUACUGGAAAAGAUUGCGGUAUGAGCAUGCCUAUUGCCCAUGUCGAAGAAAGUUGGCAAAUGGCUGAAUUUUACAACAACAAAGUUCUUGUAGAGUACAGAAACAAAGAUCCGAAUCAUGUCGAGUGGGCCAAAGCUAUGAAGGAGCUCUAUUUGCCGGGAUUACGGGACUAUGUCAAAAGUUUUUAUCCAUUAGGUCCGGUAUGGAGCGUGACUGGGAAAAAGGCUGCUUCUGCUGCCCCUAAAGCUUCUCCUCCUACUAAAACGUCAGCACCGAGCGCACCUGCCCCACCCCCGCCCCCUCCAGCUUCACUCUUCAGCUCUGAGCCUCCUCAGGCUUCAUCUUCCAAGCCAAAAGAAGGAAUGGCUGCUGUUUUCCAAGAAAUUAAUUCUGGGAAGCCUGUGACACUAGGUCUGAAGAAAGUCACAGAUGACAUGAAGACCAAGAACCGUGCGGAUAGAGUUGGCAUUGUGGGUUCUAGUGAGAAAGGUGGUCGUACUGCCUCUCCGUCGUUUUCCAAAACCGGCCCUCCAAAGUUGGAACUUCAAAUGGGUCGAAAGUGGGUCGUCGAGAACCAAAUCGGAAGGAAAAACUUGGUGAUUGAUGAUUGCGAUGCUAAACAAUCAGUAUAUAUCUUUGGAUGCAAAGAUUCAGUUUUGCAGAUUCAAGGGAAAGUCAACAACAUAACAGUCGACAAGUGUACAAAAAUGGGAGUCGUAUUCACGGAUGUUGUGGCUGCAUUUGAGAUUGUUAACUCCAAUGGGGUUGAAGUACAAUGCCAGGGUUCUGCCCCAACCAUUUCUGUGGACAAUACUGGAGGCUGUGUAUUAUACUUAAGCAAAGAUUCUUUGGGGACAUCCAUUACGACUGCCAAGUCGAGUGAGAUCAACGUUUUGGUACCUGGUGGAGCGUCCGAUGGUGAUUGGGUCGAGCAUGCUUUGCCGCAGCAGUUCGUUCAUACGUUUAAGGACGGUCACUUCGAAACCACUCCGGUCUCUCACUCGGGAGGGUGAUCUCGAGUUUGAACAGAUUCUCACUUUUCUUCGUAUCCGGUUUAGAGUGGGUUUUGUUUCCAUUUUUUUUCCCAUUUGAUUCAAUAGUCACAGGAAAUUACAUGUGGUGCUUGUUAGUGUUUGUUUCAUUGGGUUCUUGUCUUUCUAGCUUGGGUUCAGGUGUUCAUGGCGGCUGUAGUGUGUUGUGCAAUGAUGUUCUGUUUUUCCUCGUUUGGUCUGUAUUUGAAUAUCUCCGUUCAAGAGAAGUAGUACAUGUCAAUUAUCGUUGAGUUAU